Molecule: messenger RNA, 900 nt
Organism: Acanthamoeba castellanii str. Neff
Lineage: Eukaryota; Discosea; Longamoebia; Acanthamoebidae
Exons: 6
Coding region: 1-900 (299 amino acids)
Cellular component (GO): cytoplasm
Molecular function (GO): ATPase inhibitor activity; protein-folding chaperone binding
Source: RefSeq, a predicted model, not a curated record
AUGUUGGGACUGUUGUCGAAGCUGGUGUCGCCGGCCAAGCCCAACCCAGAGGCCGCGGGUGCGGAGGGCGAAGACUUCUACUUUGAGGAGUUGUUGCCUCUCUUGCAGCACGAUUGCCUUCGGGUAGUGUUCUACCAAGAGCGUGCAGGCCAGGGCAGUGCCGAGCUGCUCUUCGACUCGCACGCCUCGCGAGGCCGAGAUAAGGCAUCAGACAAGGACAAGGGCAAGGACGGCGCUAAGGCUGCUGAUGCAGCACCAUCCCCGCUCAAGACCCUCUUCGCCUCCUAUCUCCCCUACUACUCUGACCACUUUGUGCUGAUGGCGAUGGGCAAGUUGGACUCGGAGGCCGACUUCACGCAGCGCGUGCAGCACGACCUCAAGGCCCGCACGGCGCAGGCCGGCCAGGCCUACUGCCUGCUGGCCGACGUGGCCAACCUCCGAUGCCAAGUCUUCUGCCAGGGCUCGAGCGCCGCCUCGGCAACGCCGCUUUCGCCACGGCCGGGAGUACCCGCCGGCGGUGCUGGUGCUGGUGGCGCGGUGGUGACCAUGAGCGGCCGCACGGCCUGCUCGGACUUUGUCCGCGAGAGCCUGGUCGCCACCGAGGGCCUCUGGAAGGCCGGCCUGCCACCAGAGGGCUGUAUCCAGUACCUCGAGGACCGACUACAGCAGUUGCUGGACCUGAGCCGCAUGUUAGGCGAGUACCUGGGGACGCUGCCGGUGCCGCAGGCGGGCCAGGCGGGCACGACGCUGGCUGAAGCCGCGAGCCGGCUCGGGCUGACGUUCCCCGACGCCAAUCUCCUCCUGUCGCUCACCCUCGCCACCGCCCCGACCUCCCUGCGCUCCUACCCGCUCGCCGCCGACGGCGUCAACCUGCCCACCCUCGUCCACCACCCAUCAUGA